AUGCUAGAUCAAAACGCUAUAUUAGAGGCUUUCAGCCGCACAAUGGCAGCGGACGCUGUCGUUAUCAAAAACGCAGAACAGGAGUUAUACCACAUGCAGAAAGAACCAGGUUUCACUUCGUUUCUGUUGAAUGCCGCUACAGACACGGCAAUUCCACUAAAUGUGCGCACCUCUUGUGCCAUAUACAUGAAGAACAAGAUCCAGCGAUGCUGGGUGAGCAAAAGGGACGAUGCAAUCGUGCCUCAGGAACAAAGCGCUAUUAGAGAGACAUUGAUCCAAAGCUUGAUUGCAAACGCGGAGAACAUGCAGAUCAAACCCUAUCUGACAGAGUCUGUUCGCGGGAUUCUCGAUAACAACGAUACGUGGGACCUUAGCGGGAUCAUCCAUGAACUGCUGUCGAGCAACAAACCAGAAUAUGUAUAUCCGGGGCUUCUCCUGCUCUUUGAAGUUUGCAUCAAGCAUCGCUGGGACAUGCCUGAGAAUAGACAGUACAUCGAUAGUCUAGUGGAAACAGUUUUUCCCUGCGUCGAGACUAUUGCAGCGCAACUCGUUAACGAAAACGACUAUAGAUCCAACGAGCUUUUGUAUUUGAUUCUUAAAUGUUUCAAGUACUCUUGUCUUAACAACUUCCCGCGUUACUUCAAUAAUGUUGAAAAAUUGCAGUCGUGGAUCCAGCUACAUCUUUUCUUGUGUUCCAAGUCUUUGCCACAGGAGGUAUUGAAUCUCGAGCCAGCCGACAGAUCUCUUGAUAAGAGAGUUAAGUGUAACAAGUGGGCGUUUGGCAAUCUUUCCAGGUUUUUGAUCAAGUACAGCAGAUCGACUAAAAGCAUCACUCAGGAUUAUGUUAACUACGUUUUUGAUCAAGUAGUUCCCUUGAUUCUGAACGAGUACUUCAAAACUAUUGAAUCCUGGGGCUCGGGGUCGCUGUGGCUAAGCGAUGCCUCGCUAUACUACAUGAUUGAAUUUUUAGAGAAGUGUAUGACAACUGACUCCCUUUGGUCACUAAUCCAACCGAACUUGGAAUCAAUCAUCACAUAUGUGGUUUUCCCAUGUCUGUCAGCCAGCGAGGAAAGUGUUAGCCUUUUUGAAGACGAUCCAGAAGAAUACACAAGACGUUAUUUUGAUGUUAAUAAAGAAGGAACAACCGCGGACGUGGCUUCUACAGACUUUAUAUUCGUGGUAGGUCACAGACGGUUUGAGGAAGUAAGCAAGAUUCUUCCUCUCAUUAACAAAGUGUUUAAUGAUUUUGCCUCCAGAGGCGACCUAGCCAGUGCCUACCAAGAAGAAGGGGCAUUAAGACUUCUAAGCUCGUUGUGCAGUUUCUUGGCCGAGAAAGAUUCCCCAGUUAAAAAUGAGCUGGAAAUCAUUUUUGAACAUUUUGUCACGCCCUUAUUAAAGCAAAGCAAGUACCCCUUCCUGAUAGCAAGAGCUUUGGAAACGAUUUCAAUCCAUCAGCAGGCAUUCUCGAACAUGAGCGUGCUGUCUCAGAUAUAUGAGGCAGUUUACAUGAAUUUUCUAAACUCCGAACAUCUCCCUAUACAAGUUGAGGCUGCAGAUGCGCUUAAGACUUUGAUUGUUUCUAAUCCCGCUAUUCAUCCUCACAUUUCUGCGCAAGUACCAGGUAUCAUGGAAAAGCUUUUGAAAUUGUCUAAAGAAUUUGAAAUUGACAUUUUGUCAGAGGUCAUGGAAUCUUUUGUUGAGAGGUUCGCCGAUGAACUGACUCCUUUUGCUCAAGAUCUUGCUGCCAACUUGGCUGAGCAAUUUGUCGUUCUAGGACAGUCAAUUGUGGAAAGUUCCAGUGGCAACUAUUCCACCGCAGACCAAGACCAGGAAAUUCAAGCAAGUGCAUUGCUACAAACCAUGACUACCAUGGUGAUGUCCAUGAACAAAGUUUCGCUAAUUGACAAAUUCAUGCCAGUGGUCAAAUUUAUCAUAGUGAACGCUCAAAUAACGUUUCUGAGUGAAGCUGUCGAUUUGAUGGACUCGCUUGCGUUAUCCUCCAAGGCAAUGUAUGAUAAAUUCACCCCAGAAAUUUGGGAAAUGCUUCACGAUGUACUCGAUUCCUGCCAAACUUAUGCUCUGGAGUACUUUGAAAGUUUCCAGGUUUUCUUUGAGACAAUAGUAACGUAUGGUUUCCCAGCUGAUCAGACGUUUGCUCCGCCAUUUCUUGAGGUUCUUUCCCAUGCCAUGGAGAGUGGUGUUGAUUUCGAUGUUGAGAGCGCAUUAGACAUUUUGCUGUUUUACGUGUUGUCAAUGAAAGAGAAUCCUUUAUUUGAAAAAGUUUUGAAACUCGCAGGUGAUGAUGACGCAGACUUGGACGUGGAUGAAUCUUCAUACGUGAAGAUUUUCUUGGCGGGUCUCUUCACUAGGCCUGUAGAGACUUUACAAAUCUGCGAACAGAAAGGAGCGACCCUGGAAAUGCUACGCAAAUGGUUCUCGUGCAAAUUCAGUAGUGUCCUCACCAUCAAGCUUCAGUUGGUAGCAAUCAUUUCACUGCUAGGGCUACCGGAAUUGCCAAGCUGCAUCAACGGGUUCGUACCACAGCUAUCAGACAAAUUAAUAACAUUGACAGCUUCACUGCCGGAGGCCAUAAGGAAAAGAGAUGCCUUGUCCAGAGGUGAACUUGGCGAAAGCGCGUACCAUGACGAUGGAACCGAAUUUUUCGACGAAGUGGAAGACGACUUCAAAGAGUCUUGUUUAGAUGAGGUCAACUGCUUUCAACAGGUGCAUGCGCUUUUCGCUCAACUGCAGAGCACAAAUCCAGGACUGUACCAACAGAUUAUGGGAUCUCUAUCGGAGGACAAAGUGGACACUUUGCAAACGAUAUUGGAAUUUGUAGGACAGAAUUGA
Lachancea nothofagi CBS 11611 is the source of this 2850-nucleotide messenger RNA. The record is from the annotation of a GenBank genome assembly. Lineage: Eukaryota; Fungi; Ascomycota; Saccharomycetes; Saccharomycetales; Saccharomycetaceae.